AUGGAAGUGGUGCACCUAAAUAACGUCAACCAACCGUUACUUCAUUCAAGUAAUGUUUACGAUACAUCAUUGAUUCUUGGGAAAAGAGCUGAUGGAGAUAAUUCCACUUCUUUGAGUGGGAUGGAAACUGGUACAUUUACAUCAUUGGGUGUUGAUUUAACUUCUGGAACUGGUGCUACUACCACCACCUCAAAUGUUGAAACAUUUACCCCAUCUACUUCUUCAGACACCCAGUUCAAUCCAACAUCUUCUACAUCAACUGGCACUUCGACAUCGUCAACUACAUCUUCUACCGAUACUGCUUUCCAAUCAUCACCAAACAAUCCAUCUACUUCAUCAUCUUCAUCCACAACGGAAUCAACAUUUCAAGAUUUUUCCACUGAACAAUCCACAUUUGACGAAACUACUACUUCUUCAAGCACCCAAUCAUCAUCUACUUCUUCCACGUCAUCAUCCACAGAACCUUCAGAAACAGGCUCAUCAUCAAGUUCAUCUUCAUCAAGCUCAUCAUCAAGUUCACAAGACACUAGCACUGUCACAUCAACAUCAGAAUCUUCAUCUGCAUCUAAAGAAGUCACUACAUUCAGUUCAGUCGAUAACGGUAGUACUGUUAUUGUGACUAGAACUUCCAUCAUAUCUUCUCUGCCAACUGCUUCAACCAAUAAUACUACCAACAGCAACGAUUCUGGUGGUGGUUUAUCCAAUACUAAUAAGAUCGUUGUUGGUGUUGUUGUCGGUGUUGGUGGUUCCAUCUUGAUUGGUUUAAUCUCAGUAUUAUUCUAUUUGAAAAGAAGAAACAAUCGUGACUAUGAGGGAGGUUGGACCUUCUGGAGAAAGAAUGAAAAAUUGGGUAGUGAUGAAUUUUUCAACGGUGAAUUGGGUGUUAGAGACAGAAACAUUAACCAAGGUUCUAAUUUCUAG
This is a messenger RNA of Candida tropicalis MYA-3404, 921 nucleotides long. It is a transcript of the gene DFI1, whose product is annotated as Dfi1p. The transcript has a single exon. Lineage: Eukaryota; Fungi; Ascomycota; Pichiomycetes; Serinales; Debaryomycetaceae. The record is from RefSeq and is a predicted model, not a curated record. The coding region runs from base 1 to 921 and encodes 306 amino acids.